Messenger RNA from Cynocephalus volans (Philippine flying lemur), 1839 nucleotides. It is a transcript of the gene NAXD, whose product is annotated as NAD(P)HX dehydratase. Gene Ontology annotation, biological process: metabolite repair. The transcript has 10 exons. Bases 6 to 1118 code for a protein of 370 amino acids. The record is from RefSeq and is a predicted model, not a curated record. NCBI's taxonomy places the organism in Eukaryota, Metazoa, Chordata, Mammalia, Dermoptera, Cynocephalidae. Gene Ontology annotation, molecular function: ATP-dependent NAD(P)H-hydrate dehydratase activity.
GACCGAUGGCCGUCCGUGCGCGCAGCGCGGCCGGGGUCUGCGGGCGAGGUAAGCUCGGCUCCGGCAGCCCCGGGACGGUCGCCCGGGCGGGGCCCGGGGCCGCGGUCGCCGGCGCGGCCCUUGUGGCGCUGAUUUCGGCCGCGCUCGCGCUCUACGGGCCGCCGCUGGACACAGUUUUAGAAAGAGCAUUUUCGCUACAUAAAGCACAUUCUACAAAGGAUAUGGAAAAUACUUUUCAGUUGGUGAGAAAUAUUAUACCUCCUCUAAGUGCCAAGAAAUUCAAAGGGCAAGAUGGAAGAAUAGGCAUAGUUGGAGGAUGUCAAGAGUACACUGGAGCCCCAUAUUUUGCAGCAAUCUCAGCUCUCAAAGUGGGUGCAGAUUUAUCCCACGUGUUCUGUGCCAGGGAGGCCGCGCCUGUGAUCAAGUCCUACAGCCCAGAACUGAUUGUCCACCCAGUUCUUGACAGCCCUGAUGCCGUUCAUGAGGUGGAAAAGUGGCUCCCUCGAUUGCAUGUCCUUGUCAUAGGACCUGGCUUAGGUAGAGAUGACACUCUUUUAGAAAACAUCAAGGGCAUUUUGGAAGCAUCAAAGGCCAGGGGUAUCCCCAUCGUUGUGGACGCAGAUGGCCUGUGGCUGGUUACUCAGCAGCCAGCCCUUAUCCAAGGCUACAAGAAUGCUGUUCUAACUCCCAACCACGUGGAGUUUGGCAGACUGCACAAAGCUGUGCUCGGAGGUCCUGUGGACAGUGCUGAUCAACGUGCAACUGUGCUGAGUCUCAGCCAGGCCCUGGGGAACGUGACUGUGGUCCGGAAAGGAGAGCACGACAUGAUCUCUGAUGGCCAACAGGUGCUUGUAUGCAGCCACAAAGGCAGCAACCGCAGGUGUGGUGGGCAAGGAGACCUCCUGUCGGGCUCCCUGGGUGUCCUGGUGCACUGGGCACUCCUGGCUGGACCUGAGAAAACAAAUGGGUUCAGCCCUCUCAUGGUGGCCGCAUUCGGCGCCUGCUCUCUCACAAGGCAGUGUAACCAGCAAGCCUUCCAGAAGCACGGCCGCGCCACCACCGCCACCGACAUGAUCGCUGAGGUGGGAGCCGCAUUCAGCAAACUCUUUGAACCCUGAGCCAGCGCAAGCAGGAAGAAAAGAGGCACUAGUGAAGGAGGAAACUGCACUUGUAGUGGGAAAACCCACUUCCACACAGGGGUCUGUGAGGUUGUUUUAAGUCUAGCAUAAAUUGGUUGAAGCAGAGAAUUUAAGAAUUUGGAAUAUAGCACUUUUUGGGUAAACUAACAUGUAGUUGGUGUUAUGAUGACACUAAACAAAGUAUUCCUGAACUUUGUAUAGUUUCUCAGCACUGACUGGUAAGAAAAAAGUGAGGAGAAUCCCAUGAGAAUGAAAAAUUCUUCCAGCAGCUCAACUGAAUUUCUUGUCUUACUCCAAGAUCAGCAGAUUUGUUUUUAGUCUGUACUUAUUUCUUCUCCUCUCUCUACUGAUGUGCACAUUUUUCUUUGUAUGGAUAGUUUUCUUAGAGUGGCCUGAGGUUUCCUUGUUCUCUGGUUGUUUCUCUGGCUUGUCUGGUUCCCUGAACAGUCUCUCACCCUUGCUCAUGGCUCUUGGGGGACGUCCUGAUCAGACACUGCCCCACCUGGAUUCUGCUCUUUAAAACUAGUUGUCAACUUUCAAGAUUGUUUAAAAAAUGGUUGCUGCUGUUAUUUCACAUCUAACUCUAGAAGCUUCACUAUCUACAUGUGAACUUUUCUGCAAAACCUGUGCCAUGGACAUUUUUCCUUUGGAGAACUACAUUUAAAUCCUGGUAACUAUUAAAAUAUUUGGUUUAUUUAAA